CGGCCAUGAACGCAACUGUGACCCGGAAGUUGACGACAUCGCUUGUCGUCUUUUCGCAGCAACACAAACAGUGCACCGUUAGCCGUGAUUUAUUCGGCCCUUUGGAACAGACACACUUAAAAUAUGGCUGAAGUCGAGGACACCCUGAAGCGGAUCCAGAGUCAGAAAGGAGUUCAGGGGAUCAUCGUCGUCAACUCAGAGGGAAUCCCCAUCAAGUCGACUCUGGACAACUCCACCACGGUGCAGUACGCCGGACUCAUCCACCAGCUGGUGACGAAGGCCAGGAGCACUGUACGAGACCUCGACCCCCAGAACGACCUCACCUUCCUGCGGAUCCGCUCCAAGAAGAACGAGAUCAUGAUCGCUCCAGAUAAGGACUAUUUCUUGAUCGUCAUCCAGAAUCCGUCAGACUGAAGCAGAGGAGCUGCUGCUGAUGCCUUUCUUUCUGUCUGUCUCUCUGUCUCUUUCAUUUCUGAAUAGCUACACUUUUUUGUCUUGGAUGAAAACAAACAUCUCGUUGACCCGACACUUUGAUGAACUCGCUGUAAAAGAAGUCAGGAGUUGAAGGUGGAUCUUACAAGUGUCUGCGCCUGACAACGAGCUGACGUCUUUCCCCGUGAUUUAGCAUUCCUGACGCAGAGUCAAUCUCACAUGUAUUCAGAAACGCAUAUGUAUGGCAAAGGCUUUUUUUUUUGUCCAUCUAAAUGACAAAUGAUGGAUUAUUUAUUGUCAUUAUUGUUUUGUUGGCGGGAGUAUUACAGUGGCGAGCAAUGCGACAAACAUCGACUUCCUGUUGGGUAUUUGUAACAAAUGAUAUUAAAACAAACACGUGGAAAUGAUCUGAUGUCUCUUCUGUCACGUAUUUGUGCCACUUAUUGUCAGUGAUUUAAAGUGUGUGCAGACACAUCCAAAAAUGAUGUAAACACAGAUUAUUACGCUGCUGUCCAUUUACAUCGCAAGUCUGAACUUAGAGUGACGUCACCGCCACAUACGACUGAAACAAAUACGACACAAGUGCUAUUAAACCGCAAACGAGUGCUUGUAUGGCGGCAGCCUUCUUGGAAUCCCAUGCGAGUUAGAAGUUCAAAUUCAGGAACCCGGAAAUUUCUGUGUUGCGACUACGUAAUGGAACACUCCAUGUAAUAAAACGAUGAACAGAAGAA
This is a messenger RNA of Solea senegalensis (Senegalese sole), 1163 nucleotides long. RefSeq names its product dynein, light chain, roadblock-type 1 (gene dynlrb1). Gene Ontology annotation, cellular component: cytoplasmic dynein complex; centrosome; cytoplasm. The transcript has 4 exons. Gene Ontology annotation, biological process: microtubule-based movement. The record is from RefSeq and is a predicted model, not a curated record. Gene Ontology annotation, molecular function: dynein intermediate chain binding. Lineage: Eukaryota; Metazoa; Chordata; Actinopteri; Pleuronectiformes; Soleidae. Bases 124 to 414 code for a protein of 96 amino acids.